Molecule: messenger RNA, 1597 nt
Organism: Impatiens glandulifera
Lineage: Eukaryota; Viridiplantae; Streptophyta; Magnoliopsida; Ericales; Balsaminaceae
Product: phosphatidylinositol:ceramide inositolphosphotransferase 1-like
Exons: 12
Coding region: 405-1343 (312 amino acids)
Biological process (GO): ceramide biosynthetic process
Cellular component (GO): Golgi membrane; trans-Golgi network; endoplasmic reticulum membrane
Molecular function (GO): ceramide cholinephosphotransferase activity; sphingomyelin synthase activity; inositol phosphoceramide synthase activity
Source: RefSeq, a predicted model, not a curated record
UAACUGCCGCUCCGUGUUAAACUCGCGUUUCAGCAGACAGACAACAAAGGGGAUAGAUAAUAAAGAAGAAGAAGAAAAGAAGAAAAGGUUUGGCCCCUCCUCCUCCUCUUCGAACAACUGCAUAUAUGCAUGAACUAGAACGUUUUUGAACGCAGCAUUUUCGCGAUUCUUCACUCUUGAUCCAUCUUUGAUUCCUCGUUUCAAACCAAACCCUCUAUUUCAUACAUCUCUCCAACUUCGAAUCGCUCUCGAACCCUUGAAUUUCGGACGAUUUGAGAAACACCCAUCUGUUUUAAUUUUCGAAUCAAUUGAGAAAAGACUGGUUUACAUUUCGUCAUGACCGAUGGCGACCUUCAAAGUUGGUUUUUGAUGUAAUAUGGGACUCGCCCUUAUUCACAAAAAUUAUGUCGCUUUAUAUUGGUCGCGAGUCUUCCAAGUUAUGGAAGAGACUAUGCUCUGAAGUUACAACAGAAAUCAACCUUCUUCUUGAAAAUUGGAAAUACCUUCUUGCUGGAAUUGUGUUUCAGUACAUUCAUGGGCUUGCUGCUCGAGGAGUUCAUUAUUUUCACCGGCCGGGUCCAAUUCUUCAGGAUAUUGGUUUUUAUCUUCUACCAGAACUUGGGCAGAAAAAUGCUUAUAUCAGUGAGACAGUGUUCAAUUUUGUAUUUCUAUCAUUUGUCCUGUGGACUUUUCAUCCCUUCAUCUUUAAGACCAAAAAGAUCUAUACAGUUCUGAUUUGGUGCAGAGUUCUGGCUUUUCUAGCUGCUUGUCAAACGCUUCGAAUUUUGACAUUUUAUUCCACUCAACUUCCUGGGCCAAAUUAUCAUUGUCGAGAGGGCUCAGAGUUUGCCACACUACCUCCUCCAGAGAAUAUUUUGGAGGUUCUGGUGAUAAUGCCUCGAGGCAUAUUGUAUGGUUGUGGAGAUCUGAUAUUUUCAUCACAUAUGAUCUUCUCUUUAGUAUUUGUGCGCACAUAUCAGAAAUAUGGUACACGAAGGUUCAUAAAGCAAUGUGCUUGGUUAAUUGUCGUUAUCCAAAGUUUAUUGAUUGUGGCAUCCCGAAAACAUUACACUGUCGAUGUCAUGGUGGCAUGGUAUACUGUUAAUUUGGUGGUGUACUUUGUUGACCACAAAUUACCAGAACUUCCUGACCGAACUGGAGCAGCAGCAUUCAUGCUGCCAAUUAUCAAAGAAAGCCGAUCAUUAAAGGAAGAGAAUCACAAGCUUCUCAAUGGAAAUUCCGGAGAGCCAAUCGAUAGGAGAUUAAGAAAUCCAGUGAAUGGUAAGAUUCUUGAAGAUGGAAGCAAUGGUCAUGUUGAAACAGCCAUGAAUAAUGGGGUAUAAAAAUAAAUAUGCAUUCUUGGAUUGCUUCCCCAAAGACAGAAGACAUGUGGAUGACAGGUAUUGGCAUAUUGCCAAAAGGAUUUGACAGCUUAGAGAUAGAUAGAUCUCACAUGGGAAAUUCCUUUUUUUCCAGUUUCAAUCGCUUUUAAAUCAAUGUUUGCAGCAAAGCUUCCGAACUAUUAUUGAUGAUGCUCUAAUCUUUAAUUGAACAAACUUUUCAAGCUCAUAAAUGUGUAUAUGGGUAAAGUUUUUUU